AUGGCGCUGGUCAGGCUCCUGGCGCUUCUUUUUGCUUCACUUACCUCUGUCCUCCACAGCCUGCCCUGGUCUAUAGAUAUCUCUGAGAGCCAAGGUCCUGGCACUGCCCUUCCAUCUUUGCCCUUCAACUGUUCCUCCUACAUGGCCACCUUGGAGUUACUCAGUGUGAGACCCCCCACCAGCUUCUUCAACAAACCCAGCCUGCACAGGAGUGAUAAGGAAAUCUACCUGGGAAAGGUGACCUUGAGCCCCUCUGCUCGGCUGGAUGCCCUUGCAGUGAACCGCUAUGAACUUCAGCUGCAGUUCACAUGUGGUAACUCUGUGUUGGCGGGACCACUCUUUGUUCAUGUGCUGCGGGACUCUGGUCGUAUCCGGUGUGCUGGUCCAUUUGCCAGCCCAGCUGGGGAAUUCAUCCAUGUGCCAGAGACAGUCACACCUGGGGCCGUGCUCUAUACUGUGCUGCUGCCAGGCCUCAGAGUCCAGAGAGCCCAGAUGAAUAUUACGAGUGCCCAAGACCCUUCCCUCUUCCCUGGGUCUUUCUCCAUCGAUGAUCAGGGAUUACUGCGGGCACCAUCCCAGGGCCUCAGAGGCCAGGCUCCAAAGACCUUCCAGCUGCAGAUUUUAGUGUCCGUAGGAAAAGGUCAAAGCUGCAAUGGGAUGUUGACAGUAAAGGUGUUGCCUGUGCCCUCCAGCCAAGUCUCCUUCCCACAGAAGGCCCAGAGUAUCACCAUCCUAGAGGAUCUGGUCCCUGGGAGCAAGGUGAUUCAGGUCCAGGCUAGGGGACUCAACUUACUCUAUGAAAUCAUCUCCCCACUACCCAGCCCACUCUUCUCCAUUGGACAAGCUGACGGAAUAGUGCGGACUACUGCGCCCCUGGAUUUGGUCCGCGCUCAGGGCGCCUCAGUCACGAAACUGCAGGUGAGGGCCUUUGAGAGGCUCCAACCUUGGAUCAGUGCCGAGUUCGAUCUCACGGUUAACGUGCGGGCGGUCAACCAGUGGGCCCCACGCUGCCAUCCAGCGCUACUGGUGACUCAAAUCCCAGAGACUGCACCCGUGGGUACUGUGCUGCACACGCUCACUUGUGUUGACCCAGACUCUGCAGGCGACCCCCUCGACUACCAGCUUCAGUUCCAUAACCCUCCCCACUCUGCCAGCCUCCAUCUUCGUGACAGAGUCCUUGAGGUGAAUACUACAUUGGACUGUGACACUCCUGGGGCUUGCUUCCAGCAUGCAGCUUCCAUCUUGGUGUUCGAUAAUGGUCAGCCCCAGAUGACCACGGAGGUUCCGGUCCUGGUGACGGUAACACCCGUCAACGAGUUCUCCCCAGCCUGUGUUCCACGCACGUUCCGGGUUCAGGAGAAUGCAGGGCCCUACACUCUGUUGGGCUCCAUAGUGGGCACGGAUAUGGAUUACCCUCGUAACAGCCUUGAGUACUACAUCUCUGGCGGACCCUCCACCUUUGCUGUGGAUCGUCUCAGUGGAGAGCUUCACCUCCUGGGGCCUUUGGACUAUGAGCAGCAGAGGCUGUAUAGGAUCAGUAUUCUGCUGAUGGAUCACAGCCAAGACUGGGACCUCAACCGCCGUCGCUCAGGUUCAUGUGCUGUAACCAUUGAGGUUGAGGAUGUGAAUGACCAUGCCCCCGAGUGUGAGCCUCCAUUUCAGGAACUGACUCUCUACACUCCCCUGGGUCGUAGCAUGGAGGUGACCAAGAUGUCAUGCUGGAUUCCUCAGGAGCCACAGCGCUCAGCGCUCUCCUACAGCAUCGUGGGAGGGAAUAGCCAGAGCCGAUUUAGACUGCAGGGGACCAUCCUGAUGCACAAUGACACUGUAUUGGGGCCACCAUGGCCAGAGCAGCCCAGCACCUAUGAGCUACUGAUCCGUGUGGCUGAUGUGGGCCCUUCCAGCCCCCACCUCAGCACCACAGCCACUAUCAUUGUGCAUCUAGUUCCUUGGAGGGCCAGCACAGUGGCCACCAGCACCCACAGAAGCACAGUGUCCUCAACAAUGACACCCCUGAUUGUGACAGAGGUAGAGGCUUUCUGGAAGCCAGAGCCUUGGUUUGUGGUAGUGCUGACAGCAACUGGUGCAGUUUUCCUCCUGGCUCUGGGCUGGCUCCUCAGCAGGAUCCUCCGGGGGUUUGCCCAGUCACUACAGGCUCCAAACAAACCAGCCAGAGCUCUGCUGCUAAACAGCAUCCAGGGAAAUGAAGGCUCCACUGGGAGGCUCAUGGAGGCAUCAAGAAUGGAAAUGUCUCAGGUACCCAGAACUCCCAUGAGUCUGCAGCAUUUGGAUGGCAGAGCACACGAUGUCCGCACAGGGAGAGAUUACCUGUUCAGCAUGCGCACCGGAGCCCGGCGUUGGCUCUGA
Molecule: messenger RNA, 2367 nt
Organism: Microtus oregoni (creeping vole)
Lineage: Eukaryota; Metazoa; Chordata; Mammalia; Rodentia; Cricetidae
Gene: Cdhr4
Product: cadherin related family member 4
Exons: 19
Coding region: 1-2367 (788 amino acids)
Biological process (GO): homophilic cell-cell adhesion
Cellular component (GO): plasma membrane
Molecular function (GO): calcium ion binding
Source: RefSeq, a predicted model, not a curated record